AUGUCACAUGGGCGCGUCGUUUUAUCAAGUGCGUUGGAACUUGGGAAACGCGGUGCAGAGAACAGCCAUGAACAACCUAAGAUUUCUGCACAAGCCGAAGAUAGCAAGGGAAUGGUGGUGAUUGUUGUUGAGGAAAUGGUGAUUGUUGUUGUUGAGGGAAUGGUGAUUGUUGUUGCUGCUGAGAAAAAUCCCUCCGUCCCUAUGCCGAUUUCACGGCCUUCAUCACCUUCACCCUUUCACACUACGGGUAUUAUCAUAUCUGAUGAUGACGACGAAUCCGACUUGGCUCUUUCUGUUGCUGGAAUUGUGCCGCUUGACUGCCCAGUCAUUAUCAACGAUGUGGUGAGACUGCAACUGGGACCUUUGCCUCAGAAAGAGUCCAGAUGGUUCGUAAUUGACGUUGACGUUUCUGAGAAAUGGCACUUAUUCAAGGAGACGUGGCCAAGGCGCAAGCACCUCCAACGAGAGGAGAUCGUGAGAGAUACGGCAGUUUCAGAAUUGCAAACACUCACGGUUGGUCGUGCCUAUGAGGAACGCGCGGUUAUUAAGACCGUUAUGAAAAUAGUGCCAAGAGUCACGUUGAAGUCCUCCGUUGGAGAAAUAGAACUAUGCACCACGUACAUCGAUCCGGUUCUCGGCCCAGUUUUCGCGGAUCCGGACCGUGGUGUAUUUUUGCGGUCUAACAAAGAAGCGCCAGAAUCCAAAAAUCGAAAGCUAACAGGCAGAUCCAAGCAGCCUGACGCCUUCUUAAAACUUCGUAAUGGUGGCUCACAUUGGAUUCAUCCGAUACGAUACUCACCUCAGGGAUAUGGAGAGGCGAAAGUGCAGGAAGAGAUGGACAACCUCUACAGCCUUUGCACUGAUCUUGUCCGGGUUGCCGUGUUUAAUAAAGACGCUAUCGACUUUUAUAACAAGAACUGCAUGCUCGGAUUUCAAGGCGGCAUAUCACAUUUUACCUCACCACUCUUAUAUGACGGCCUGUACGUUAUGGUGGAGGCUGGUCAUAUCGAUGUGCCCAUGUCACUUGAGCAACUGCCUGCCUUCAUCGACACGCUCCUCGUUGUCUCCAAUGCGUUAUGGACUAAUUGUGAUACGUCUCGCCCUGCUGCGGAAAUGGAGCCAAACAAGCGCAACACCAAACUUUAA
This is a messenger RNA of Ambispora leptoticha, 1146 nucleotides long. The record is from the annotation of a GenBank genome assembly. NCBI's taxonomy places the organism in Eukaryota, Fungi, Glomeromycota, Glomeromycetes, Archaeosporales, Ambisporaceae.